CGGAGUUUGGGAAGUUACUAAAUUCGGAGCGAAACUAGCAGGAGCAGCAGCGGUAGGAACAGCAAUUGUCGCAACUGGUGGUGCUGCCGUCCCUUUUGAUGCCGCGGUGGUGGCAGAAGGAUUUUGUAUUAGCCAGGCGGUAAAAUCUGCCGCAGACGAAGGUCUUAUUGACGAGAACGGAGUGGUGUCAGAACUCGGUGAAAUUGUUGGCGAAAGUCUUAUGGGCGGAGGCGGUGAUGCGAUCAUUGAAAAAGAAAGAUUUAGAAGAGAAAAAAUUGGAUACAAAAAAAGCGGCGAAGAAGACAAAGAGAAUUUAAUGCAAACAGAUGAAAUUUCACAGGCGGAGAAAAAAGAGCAGGAAUUGAAAGAAAGAGAUGGGAUUAUUAAAAAUCUUAAUAAACAAAUUACUGAACUAAAAGCAGCAAACAAUAACCUAGCACGAGA
Racocetra persica is the source of this 444-nucleotide messenger RNA. Lineage: Eukaryota; Fungi; Glomeromycota; Glomeromycetes; Diversisporales; Gigasporaceae. The record is from the annotation of a GenBank genome assembly.